AUGAACCAUUUCCCGCCCUCUCCAAACUACCAGCUAAGCCCGGUUCCUUCUGGCCGAGCGACUCCGCUUCCAUUUAUUCCGAGACGAACAGAGUCAUCCGGCUCGUCGUCCGGCACCGAUGGCGCGCUGGCGGAAACUUCUCGUCAUAGCAAUCCCUGCUCUGACAUCGAGAACUGGACGAGCUCUAGCUCUAGCUCUAGCUCUCGCGCUCCAGGGGCGAUGAUGCCCAGUCAGCACCCACCAAGCUACUCCAUGGGUCCAUCUCACUCCCCGAUGGAGACGGUGGCGGACGGCAUCCCCCGUAUGUUUCCCUACGACCAAGGCUGGUCGAACACCUUCAUGGCGCCCAGUUCCACCACGGCUCCAUUGCAUCCCGGCCUGCGUCGUCCCCACGACUACAACGGCCCUUUAGGAUGGGGACGUGAGACAGACGGCGGUACUUUCAAUCCGGGCCCCUCGUACGCUUCUUCUCGCGCCCACGUCCCGCCCCAGAAUCAGCCCGAGGCUUCUGGACCGAACUAUGCUUCAGCGAGCUUAUCGCCGCCGUCGUCCACCCUCUCGAUCUCCUCCUACCAGGACGGGCACGACGGCAGCGAUCCUCAAUCUGCUGUCACCACGCCGAGCCUCGACCGGCUGACCAGCCCAGACACCGAAGAGGAAGCCAACGCGGACCCUCCUUAUUCUCUCCUAAUCUACCAGGCUCUCCGGAAUGCACCGGGCAUGAAAUUGCCUCUUCAGGGCAUCUAUGACUGGUUUGUGAAGAAUACGGCCAAGGGAAAAGACCGGAGCUCCAAAGGCUGGCAAAAUAGCAUUCGUCAUAACCUAUCUAUGAACGCGGGCUUCGAGGCGGUUCGAGAGGAAUCGAUCCCCGGCAAAAAAUCCGUGAAUUACUGGCGCCUGACCGACGAGGCCGUCAAGAACGGCAUCCAAUCUACAACCCGGUACAGGAAGCAGGCGAAUUACAAGAAGAUCCUGUGUUCGGACCCACCGGCACCUCAACGCCAGCGAUCUGGCGCCAAAGGAGGCAAGGCGACGAAAAUCACCGCCAAGUUCCGAGGACAUGUGAGCCCGGACCACUUUCGACGCGAGCGAGGCCGUUCGCGCCUGAUGUGCCAGCAGCGUCGACUGCAUAAAAGAAUUCGAGACUUUUGA
Messenger RNA from Aspergillus melleus, 1152 nucleotides. RefSeq lists its product as uncharacterized. The coding region runs from base 1 to 1152 and encodes 383 amino acids. Gene Ontology annotation, biological process: regulation of transcription by RNA polymerase II. Gene Ontology annotation, molecular function: protein binding; DNA-binding transcription factor activity, RNA polymerase II-specific; RNA polymerase II cis-regulatory region sequence-specific DNA binding. Lineage: Eukaryota; Fungi; Ascomycota; Eurotiomycetes; Eurotiales; Aspergillaceae. The transcript is spliced from 3 exons. The record is from RefSeq and is a predicted model, not a curated record.